Pomacea canaliculata is the source of this 4485-nucleotide messenger RNA. RefSeq names its product coatomer subunit alpha-like. Gene Ontology annotation, cellular component: COPI vesicle coat. Gene Ontology annotation, biological process: intracellular protein transport; intra-Golgi vesicle-mediated transport; endoplasmic reticulum to Golgi vesicle-mediated transport. The transcript has 32 exons. The record is from RefSeq and is a predicted model, not a curated record. Bases 123 to 3800 code for a protein of 1225 amino acids. Gene Ontology annotation, molecular function: structural molecule activity; protein binding. Lineage: Eukaryota; Metazoa; Mollusca; Gastropoda; Architaenioglossa; Ampullariidae.
CAUCGUACCGGAAGUUCCGACGUGUGUAAGAGGUGUAGGUUGACACCGUGGAGGAAAUUCUGUGUAUUGUCUGCUAGUAUAUUACCAGCACAGCAUAUACUUUAUGCUUAAAGGGAAUAAAGAUGCUGACGAAGUUUGAGACGAAGUCAGCGCGUGUGAAAGGUCUUUGUUUUCACCCAAAAAGACCAUGGGUCCUGGCAUCUCUUCACAAUGGGGUGAUUCAGUUGUGGGACUAUCGUAUGUGCACACUCAUUGAUAAAUUUGAUGAACAUGAUGGACCUGUUCGUGGCAUCUGCUUCCAUCAGCAACAACCAUUAUUUGUUUCUGGUGGGGAUGAUUACAAAAUCAAGGUGUGGAACUACAAGCAGAGGCGUUGUCUCUUUACUCUCUUGGGACAUCUUGACUACAUUCGAACAACAGUAUUUCAUCAUGAAUACCCCUGGAUACUAAGUGCUUCUGAUGACCAAACUAUAAGGAUCUGGAACUGGCAAUCGCGAAACUGCAUCAGUGUGCUGACAGGACACAGCCAUUAUGUAAUGUGUGCCCAGUUUCAUCCAUCAGAGGAUUUAGUGGUUUCUGCUUCACUGGAUCAAACAGUCAGGGUAUGGGACAUCUCUGGUCUACGGAAGAAAAAUGUAGCACCAGGACCAGGUGGCUUGGAAGAUCGAUUGCGAAGUCCAGGGCAGGCUGAUUUGUUUGGCACAAGUGAUGCCAUUGUCAAGCAUGUGCUUGAGGGCCAUGAUAGGGGGGUUAAUUGGGCCACCUUCCAUCCUUCUCUCCCAUUGAUUGUGUCAGGUGCAGAUGAUCGGCAAGUCAAGCUGUGGAGAAUGAACGAGUCCAAGGCCUGGGAAGUGGACACAUGUCGAGGUCACUACAACAAUGUAUCUUGCUGCAUUUUCCAUCCCCGCCAGGAACUUAUCCUGAGUAACUCAGAGGACAAGAGUAUUCGUGUGUGGGAUAUGAGCAAAAGGACUGGUGUUCAGACAUUCAGGCGAGAACAUGACAGAUUCUGGGUGAUAGCUGCACAUCCGGUCCUCAACCUCUUUGCUGCAGGCCAUGACAAUGGCAUGGUCAUCUUCAAGCUAGAGAAGGAACGACCAGCGAUGGCAGUGCAUCAGAAUCUUCUGUUCUAUGUCAAGGACCGCUAUCUUCGUCGGUUGGACUUUAACACAUCCAAAGAUGUUCCCUUGAUGCAGCUUAGAGGGUAUGGGGGAUCGAAGACACCAGUGACAAGUAUGUCAUACAACCCUGCCGAAAAUGCAGUUCUGCUUUGUACGACUGCUUCCAAUGUGGAGAAUAGUACCUAUGACCUCUACAUUGUGCCCAAAGAAUCAGAUGCUCAGAAUCCUGAUGCUCCAGAAGGAAAACGAUCUGCUGGUCUGACGGCUGUCUGGGUAGCCAGGAACAGGUUUGCUGUCUUGGACCGAACUCAUACUAUCAUCAUCAAAAAUCUGAAGAAUGAAAUUACCAAGAAAGUACAGACUUCAAAUUGCGAGGGAGUAUUUUAUGCUGGCACUGGUUGUCUCCUCCUGAAGGAUUCUGAUGCUGUCACUCUCUUUGAUGUCCAGCAGAAGAGGACCUUAGCCUCAGUCAAAAUGUCAAAGGUGAAAGGCGCCAUAUGGUCAGCAGAUAUGUCCCAUGUCGCUCUGUACAGCAAACAUGUCAUCACCAUAUGCAACCGCAAGAUGGAGAGUUUGUGCACCAUUCAUGAGAACAUCCGUGUCAAGUCCGGUGCCUGGGAUGAGAGCAACAUCUUCAUUUAUACGACCAGCAACCACAUCAAAUAUGCUCUCACGAAUGGUGACCACGGCAUUAUACGGACUCUGGAUCUGCCCAUUUACAUCACUCGCAUCAAGGGCACAAGUGUGUACUGUCUAGACAGAGAAUGCCGCCCUCGAGUUCUCAGCAUUGACCCCACUGAAUACCGCUUCAAACUGGCUCUUAUAAACCGCAAAUAUGAAGAGGUGCUUCACAUGGUGCGCAAUGCCAAGUUGGUGGGCCAGUCCAUCAUUGCCUAUCUGCAGAAAAAGGGCUAUCCUGAGGUGGCCCUCCACUUUGUCAAGGAUGAGAAGACUCGAUUUGGCUUGGCUCUUGAGUGUGGUAACAUUGAGAUUGCCUUGGAGGCUGCUCGAGCACUGGAUGACCCUGCCUGCUGGGAGCGGCUUGGGGAGGCUGCCCUCCUACAGGGAAACCAUCAGAUUGUCGAGAUGGCAUAUCAGAAGACCAAGAACUUUGACCGCCUCUCCUUUUUGUACCUCAUCACAGGCAACAUAGAGAAGCUGAGGAAGAUGAUGAAAAUUGCGGAGAUCAGAAAGGAUACCAGUGGACAUUUUCAGAAUGCAUUGCUUUUGGGUGAUGUGUCUGAGCGAGUAAAAAUUUUCAAGAACUGUGGGCAGAAGUCACUUGCCUACCUGACAGCAGCCACUCAUGGGCUGGAAGAAGAAGCAGAAGAACUGAAGCAAAGUUUUGGACCAGAGGAAAGGGUCCCAGACCUGUACCCCAAUGCCCGUUUGCUCCAGCCACCUCCACCCCUGUGUUUGCAGGAGAGCAACUGGCCUCUCUUAACCGUAUCCAAGGGAUUCUUUGAGGGUGCCAUAGCUAGCAAAGGCAAGCAGUCAGCUCUGGCAGCUGCUGUAGAGGACGAGGGAGCUGGAGAAGGAUGGGGUGCUGAUGCAGAACUAGUAUUGGAGGAGGAAGGUGAGUUUGGAAGGGGUGAAGGAUUUGACGAGGAAAUAGUAGCUGGUGGUGACAAAGAGGGAGGAGCCUGGGACAUUGAAGAUGACCUGGAGCUUCCACCUGAUCUGGAUGCUGGACCAAUUACAGGCGCUGCAGAAGAAGGCUACUUUGUACCACCUACCAAAGGCACCAGCCAAGCACAGGUAUGGUGUAACAACUCUCAGCUGCCAGCGGACCACAUUCUGGCGGGGUCUUUUGAGACAGCAAUGAGGCUUCUUCAUGACCAAGUGGGUGUGGUGCAGUUUGAGGCAUAUAAGCAACUGUUCCUGCAGACCUACUCUCGUUCACGCACGUGCUUUGUUGGACUUCCAGCUGUCCCCCCAUUGUUUGGCUACCCACAACGGAACUGGAAAGAAGCAGGAGGGAGAAAUGGUGUGCCUGCAGUGGGCCUCAAACUGUCCGUUCUUGUGCAGCAGCUGCAGGCUGCAUAUCAGCUGACCACAUCUGGCAAAUUUACAGAGGCAGUAGAUCGAUUCCGCUCCAUUUUACUCAGUGUUCCACUUCUGGUGGUGGAGUCUAAGCAAGAAAUUGCAGAGGCUCAGCAGUUGAUUGAAAUAUGCCGCGAGUACCUACUUGGCCUGCAAAUGGAGUCCAAGCGCAAAGACUUACCCAAAGGAACUCUGGAGGAACAAAAAAGACAGUGCGAGAUGGCAGCAUAUUUCACCCACUGUAACCUGCAACCAGUGCAUAUGAUUCUGACUCUACGAACUGCACUCAACCUUUUCUUUAAGCUCAAAAACUUCAAAACUGCGGCUUCUUUUGCACGCAGAUUGUUGGAGUUAGGCCCCAAGCCUGAUGUGGCUCAGCAGACUCGCAAGAUUCUGGCAGCCUGUGAAAAAAACCCCAUUGAUGAGCAGGAACUCAAGUAUGAUCAACACAAUCCUUUUGACAUCUGUGCUGCAAGUUAUACACCUAUUUACAGAGGUAAGCCAGUUGUCAAAUGUCCUCUCAGCGGAGCAUGCUAUCUGCCAGAGUUCAAGGGUCAGGUCUGCAGGAUAACAAAGGUGACUGAAAUUGGCAAAGACUGCAUAGGUCUACGCAUCAGCCCCAUCCAGUUCCGUUAAAUAGCAAAUGUGAUGGCACCUGCGAGUGGAAAGGAUGACGUCAUUGAAAGCUCCUUGACAGUUUUGAUGUCUUAUUUCUUUAAUGGACAUUGCAGUUUCACUUCAUGUUUGAGACACUAUGACUUUGUUGUAAAGUGAUUUGUAUUGCUCAGUGAAGCACCUGAAAACAGCAUGCAAAGAUGGGGAACAUGAAGAAGACAAAAUACUUUUAGAUUAUUCUUUAUUUUGCUUUUCUACUUUUUCUUCGAAAAAAUAGUGUUCAAGAGCAUGUGUAAUCAUCAUGAAAGACCAACGGCUGAUAAAUGUAAGAUUGUUGUGCCCUUUCAAACCCAACUCUGAGACAAUUUGAUGAGAGAGUGUGUUGUAAUUGAUGCAAUGAUGAGUCGCUGUUUGGGAUGCCGUAGCAAACUUGGUUUGCUGACACUGUCAGAGCUGGUCAUCUAUCACUGACCACUUUAUUUUCCCGAAUGUAGCAUUUGUUUGUAAAUUUCAAUUGUAUUCUCUGAUGUUGGGAGGCAAAGCUGAAGAAACUGAAUAACAGGCUUCAGAACCUACUCAUGCUUGAGCUUGUCUUUUGUUCAUGGUUUGUAUAGAGGGAACAGUGCCUCUUAUUUAUGCUUUUAUUGCUGUUCUUUUAGCAUAAAGUGAUUAAAUAAAUGAGCAUUAAAAAUGUUUAUAAUGAAAA